Lytechinus variegatus (green sea urchin) is the source of this 2120-nucleotide messenger RNA. RefSeq names its product NEDD8-activating enzyme E1 catalytic subunit-like (gene uba3). Gene Ontology annotation, molecular function: NEDD8 activating enzyme activity. The transcript is spliced from 15 exons. Gene Ontology annotation, biological process: protein neddylation. Bases 147 to 1490 code for a protein of 447 amino acids. Lineage: Eukaryota; Metazoa; Echinodermata; Echinoidea; Temnopleuroida; Toxopneustidae. The record is from RefSeq and is a predicted model, not a curated record. Gene Ontology annotation, cellular component: cytoplasm; nucleus.
ACCCUGUAUCAGCCAGUACUUGCGGGGGACACUUCUGCUAAUAUUCAUGUCAAACUCUCCACUAAGGACUGAUUUUUAUAUUUCCGAUCAUUCAAAAUACAUUCUAUAGCUUCUGAACUAUCCAAUAGUAUCUACACUUUGUAACAAUGGCGGAAGAACCGAUGACCGUGGACAGUCCGGAAACAGCAGACUGGUCAGGACGAUGGACACACAUCAGAAAACUAUUGGAAAGAUCAGGACCUUUGGCUACUCCAGAAUUCGAGCCAAGUUCAGAGCUUCUUGGAAUCAUGUUGGAGCAUCUGAAAGUCUUGGUGAUUGGGGCUGGAGGUCUUGGUUGCGAGAUUCUAAAAGAUUUGGCCUUGAGUGGUUUCCGGAAUAUUGAUGUGGUCGACAUGGAUACCAUUGACCUAUCAAACUUAAAUAGGCAGUUUUUAUUCAGAACGAAGGAUGUUGGUAAAGCGAAGGCGACCGUAGCAGCUGAUUUCAUCAAUGACAGAGUUGCAGGCUGCAAAGUUACACCUCACUUUGAUAGAAUAGAAAGUUUUGAUGAAUCUUUCUAUAGACAAUUUCAUUUGAUUAUUUGCGGCCUAGAUUCCAUUGUAGCAAGAAGGUGGAUGAAUGGAAUGUUGCUAAGCAUGGUUGGCUACGAUGAUGAAGGAAACAUGGAUCCAGACACUAUUAAGCCUAUGAUAGACGGUGGUACGGAGGGGUUCAAAGGUAACGCAAGGGUCAUCAUGCCCGGGAUGACCCCUUGUAUCGAGUGCACCCUUGACCUUUACCCUCCUCAGGUGAAUUUUCCUAUGUGUACAAUAGCCCACACUCCAAGGCUACCAGAACAUUGCAUUGAGUAUGCAAAGGUUUUACUCUGGCCACAGGAAGAACCAUUCGGUGCUGGUGUAAUCAUUGACGGAGACGACCCUUCACACGUUCAGUGGAUCUUUGAGAAGGCACAGUUGAGAGCUGAUGAGUUUAAUAUCAACGGAGUUACUUACAGGCUUACACAAGGUGUUGUUAAGAGAAUAAUCCCAGCAGUAGCGUCAACCAAUGCAGUCAUCGCAGCGCAAUGCGUCACCGAAGCUUUCAAAAUCGCAACAAGUUGCUCCUUCCCUUUGAAGAAUUACAUGGUCUUCAAUGACACAGAUGGCUUAUACACAUACACAUAUGAGGCUGAAAGAAAGGAAGACUGUAUGGCUUGUAGUAGAAAAACUCAGACUCUAGAACUACAACAUGAUGCUACAUUACAAAUGCUAGUCGACCAUCUCACAGAAAGUGCCACAUUACAAAUGAAAGCACCUAGCAUCACGACGACCAUAGAUGGAAGGAAUAAAACCCUGUACAUGCAGAGUGUGGAGUCUAUCAGGAAAAGAACAAAGGAAAAUCUACCAAAGAAAUUAACAGAACUUGGACUGUCCAGUGGCAAUGAAUUAGCAGUUGCAGAUGCUACAACUCCUUCCUGUCUCAUCUUCAAACUCAAACUCACUGAAAAAUGAGAGGUUAUUGUAGCAGUCUGUAGAUUUUUCAUGAAUUGGCGGGCAAGCCAGGAUCCAAUGACCAGGGUAGUAAUACUCUGUAUAGCACUGUGAGGCAUUGUUGCAAUGUAAAGCGUGAUUUAUGAAGCGGAAUAAAUACUGUUAUUAUUUUGGUAUGUCUGAGAAUAUGUCCCAUUCUCGGUCUGAAAUGAAAAUUAUUUAACUUUUAUGAAGAUGUCACCUUGUAACCAUGGUAACUGUUUGUAUGACAUGUAGUUGAGUGGACGUAGAAAUGUUUGAGGAUUAUCUGUUUGUUUUAUGUGAAUGCUAAGAAAGCUUGAAUACUUGCAAUAAAGCAACCAGAAGACCAAUGGCUUGGAUCAUUUGUGAGGGUCGGGAUAAUGAGAAAUGAAGCUUUCUCAAAGAACAUUAGCACAUUUACUUCGGUUUGAACCAAGGUUGCUGGAAUAGAAGACCACCACUCGACCAAUAGAGCUUGAAGGAAAAUGGAUGUGUUCCAGGGUGCUAUUUAAUCUCUUCUAUGCAAAUGUAGUGAUGUAUGAUGGAUCAAGUAAUGGGCCCCAUCUUACAAAGAGUUGCGAUUGUUCUGAUCAAUCACAACUAUGGAUGGCCAGCAAUGUCAACAUCUAU